GCUCGAGAGCCGUGGCGGCAGUGGCGCCGCCGCCGUGAUCGCGGCCUCGCAGAGCAUCUCCACCGAUGUAGAUCGUCCCAGCACAGGUUGGAACAGGAAAUCUUGGAUGGAUGAAUCGUCGAUCAAUCGAUUCCAGGCAAGCGAGCAUCAGCAGCGAUCUAAGCUCUCAUUCUUCCCUCUCGUCGCGCUCAUCUUCUACGAGGUCUCUGGCGGGCCGUUCGGGGUGGAGGAUUCCGUGAGGGCGGCCGGGCCACUGCUGGCGAUUCUAGGGUUCAUCAUCUUCCCCUUCCUGUGGAGCGUCCCCGAGGCCCUCAUCACGGCGGAGCUCGCCACAGCGUUUCCAGCCAACGGCGGCUACGUCCUCUGGAUCUCGGCCGCCUUUGGCCCCUUCUGGGGAUUCCAGGAGGGAUUCUGGAAGUGGCUGAGCGGCGUCAUCGACAAUGCGCUCUACCCGGUCCUCUUCCUCGACUACAUCAAGCGAUCGGUGCCAGUCUUCGCCACCGCCGCCGCGAGGUACCCCACGCUCGCGAUCCUCACGGCGCUGCUCACAUUCGUGAAUUACAGGGGGCUCACCAUCGUCGGCUUCGCGGCCAUCCUCUUGGCAUUCUUCUCGCUGCUGCCAUUCGCGAUCAUGGGGAUUCUAGCUCUUCCGCGGAUCAAACCGCGGCGAUGGAUCGUCGUGAGCAUCCGUGAGACACAGUGGCGCGGGUACCUCAACAGCCUCUUCUGGAAUCUAAACUUCUGGGACAAGGCCAGCACUCUAGCCGGCGAGAUCGAGCGACCCAGCGAGACGUUUCCUCGAGCUCUCUUCGCGGCAGUGCUCUUGGUGGUGAUCUCGUAUAUCAUUCCACUGCUGGCGGGCACUGGAGUGCUGGAUCUCCACCGCGAGGACUGGGAGGAUGGCUACUUCGCGGACAUCGGCCGGGAGAUUGGAGGGCAGUGGCUCAAGUGGUGGAUCAACUCCGCGGCGGCGCUGUCCAACAUGGGUCUCUUCGAGGCCGAGAUGAGCAGCGACUCUUUCCAGCUCCUGGGCAUGGCGGAGAUUGGGAUGCUCCCCAGGAUCUUUGCGAGGCGAUCCAAGCACGGCACUCCAGUCCUGGGGAUUUUGUGCUCGGCCACCGGGGUGGUGCUGCUGUCGUGGAUGACUUUCCAGGAGAUCGUGGAGCUGCUCAACUUUCUCUACUGCGUGGGGAUGCUGCUCGAGUUCGCGGCUUUCAUCUGGCUGCGAGUGAAGCGCCCGGAUCUCCACAGGCCGUUCAAGCUCCAGCUCGGGACGCUCGGGGUGGUGAUGUUUUGCCUGCCACCCUCGGCGUUCCUGGUGCUGGUGAUGUGCCUGGCUUCCAUGCGGACGAUCUUUGUGAGCUGCGGCGUGGCUGCCGUGGGGAUCGUCUUGUACCCGGCGAUCAUGUUCGUCAAGUCCAAGAAAUGGGUGGAGUUUGCUGUGGACACGGAGAUCAUUGCUCCUCCUCCUCCUCCUCCUGAACAAGAUCACGGCGGCCAGCAGCAGCAGCAGCUGAUACAGCUCGUUCCAGAUGAUCGAGGAGGUGACCAGCACCGGGAACUGCGAGGACAAGUUUCGUAGUUCCGUUAUCCACCAGCGUUUUCCUUCGCCACGUCUCUCGGUCCUUCGGCUCUUGAAUUUAACGUCGAAAGAAGUGGGAGAGUUCCAAGCUACACACACAGUUACAAAUGUUAUCACAGUAGCAUCGAUCGUGAAUCUUGAAUCAAUUUUUAAGAGCUUCUUCGCACUCC
Molecule: messenger RNA, 1752 nt
Organism: Selaginella moellendorffii
Lineage: Eukaryota; Viridiplantae; Streptophyta; Lycopodiopsida; Selaginellales; Selaginellaceae
Product: probable polyamine transporter At3g19553
Exons: 2
Coding region: 107-1582 (491 amino acids)
Biological process (GO): transmembrane transport
Cellular component (GO): membrane
Molecular function (GO): transmembrane transporter activity
Source: RefSeq, a predicted model, not a curated record